Triticum turgidum subsp. durum (durum wheat) is the source of this 585-nucleotide messenger RNA. NCBI's taxonomy places the organism in Eukaryota, Viridiplantae, Streptophyta, Magnoliopsida, Poales, Poaceae. The record is from the annotation of a GenBank genome assembly.
AUGGCGGCCACGAGCUCUGCGGCGCUCUUCUCCGUCCUCCCCCUCCCCACAGCCACCCCGGUCUCCGCCCGGGCAGGCAGCAGCCUUUGCAGGCCGACGCGCUCAGCCGCGGCCGUCUCCCCCAUCAGAUGCUCCGCAGCCUCGCCCGACCUGUCGCCCGGCGCUCCGGCGCCGGCGCCGCCCAAGCCCCAAAUCGAGCUCGAGUUCGUCGGGCCUAAGCCGGGCGCCGACGGGUCGUACCCGGUGGACAGGGCGGCGGCGGUGAGCGGCGACAAGCUCCUCCGGGACGUCAUGCUUGAGAACAAGCUCGAGCUCUACGCGGCAUACGUGAGGGAAGCUGAUGAACUGCGGCGGCGGGGGCAGCUGCGGCACCUGCCUCGUCGAGAGUGUGAACCUUGUGCGCAGAUAAUCGACGGGAAGGAGCUGCUGAGCCCAAGGACCGACGCCGAGAAUCGUUACCUGAAGAAGAGGAUCUGCCAAUUAACCGUGCACUCUGCAUCUCGUUGCCUUUGCCAGAAACCGGAGUCGUGGAGGCUCACCUGCCAGACGAUCGUCGGGAACAAGGAGAACUCCGGCAAGGCAUGA